This is a messenger RNA of Anopheles stephensi (Asian malaria mosquito), 1590 nucleotides long. RefSeq names its product probable serine hydrolase. The transcript has 3 exons. Bases 404 to 1453 code for a protein of 349 amino acids. The record is from RefSeq and is a predicted model, not a curated record. NCBI's taxonomy places the organism in Eukaryota, Metazoa, Arthropoda, Insecta, Diptera, Culicidae.
GGUCCUGGAGCUCCUGGAACUCUGAUGGACGAAGUAGAGACUGUAUAGAAAAUGUAUAGUCCCAGUACUCCCAUAAGCGUCUUAGUCGCGGACUCUGUUCAAAUCCAACGAAAUUCUUUUACCCGGAUGGCACUAGCUCUAGAGCGAUAUUGAGGACUUCUGCAGCAUCUCAUGAUCAAUCACUCUUAUUUCACUAUCGACCCAAAUACCGCCACCCCAACAUGUUUUCCGAGAACCAUUGACAGUUCAGCGCUUACGCGUAUGCUCCAAUCCACGCACCGCAUACAACUCAUUCACCCCGUUAUCAAGCGUAUCCAAGCGUGAAGCAGUAGCAGACAGGCCGAAACCACCGUGUAGUGCACUGCAGGAAACGGCUACGGCUCUACAAGCGAAACAGGAGGGAAUGUCUGGACGGACGGUAGCAGCGGUAGAGUCUCGUCAUACCGCCGGACAGGAUGACGAGAGUCUGCGAAGUAACGUGGAGCACCAUCCAUUGAUAAGAUUCAUCGAGCUGCAGGACAAACAGAACAAUGUGACCGAGGUGGAAAUUCCCGUCCCGUACGGGAAGAUCGCUGGCAAGUGGUUCGGACCGAAGAAUGUCCGUCCGAUUCUGUGCCUGCACGGGUGGCUCGACAAUAGUGGCACGUUCGAUCGGCUAAUACCGCUGCUACCGGAAGCCGUAAGCUUUCUCGCGAUCGAUCUCCCCGGGCACGGCUACUCGUCCCGCAUCCCGGACGGUAUGUCCUACUACGUGCUGGACUGCAUUCCCCUAAUUCUCACCAUAAUGCGCGAGUACGGCUGGGCAAAGGUGUCCCUAAUGGCGCACUCAAUGGGCGCCACCAUAUGCUACAUCUUUGCCGCCCUGUUCCCCGACAAGGUCGAUCUAGUGAUUGGACUCGAUGCGCUGAAACCGCUCAGCUUCCAUCCCGACAAGUUUCCGCAGCGCAUGAGCAAACAGGUGCUGAAGUUCAUUCAGGCGGACAUCCGCAAUCAGGAGAAGUCCGAACCACCGUCCUACACGUACGAGGAGAUGAUCGAUCGGCUGUACGAAGGGACGGCCGCCUCUGUAUCGCGCGACGCGUGCCCGUACUUGCUGCAGCGCAACAUUAAACCAUCCCGCAAAUUCCCCGGCAAGUACUACUUCGAUCGGGACAAUCGCAUGAAGUACAACGUCAUCCCGGGCUGGGCGGACAGCGUUAAUGUGGAGCUGGCGAAGCGCAUAACGGCACCGUUUCUGACAGUGAAAGCGAUCGACUCCCCGUAUCCAGGCUCCAGGGAAGGAUUCGAACAGACCGUUGCGAUCCUGAAGGAAGCUAACGCGAAGUAUGAGGUGGUGUACGUGCCUGGGUCACAUCAUGUGCAUCUAACCGAGCCGGAAAAUGUCGUACCGGUGGUGGUGGACUUUCUGCGAAAGUAUUGGCGCAAGGAGAUGGAUGUAGUUAGUAAGCUUUAAACCGAAGAUACGUCCAAAGGGAGGCGUCCCAUGGGGUGGUGUGUGUUUGUUGCGGGUUGUAUUUAUUAGGUUUGGGAAAUUGUUAACAGGGCGAAAUAUAAGAGCAAAAGCUGCGUUUAAAGUGCACUUUUAACCCA